UCCAUCGUUCAAAAUCCUCUUCUUUUUCUCUUCUUCUUCUUCUCCAAAAAAUUUUAAAACAGUGAAGAAGAAAUGAAGUUCUUUAACCCAACUAUGGCGAUCCUCUUCCUAACGAUGAUCGCCGUUUCAUCGGCGAUGGACAUGUCAAUCAUCUCCUACGACGAGAGCCACCACACCGUCUCCGGCGGCCGGAGCGACGCCGAGGUUAAGAGACUCUACGAGACGUGGCUAGUGAAACACGGCAAGGUUCAGAACUCUCUUGUUGAGAAAGAUCGGCGGUUCGAGAUCUUUAAAGAUAAUCUCCGUUUCAUCGACGAUCACAACGCGAAGAAUCUUAGUUACAGAUUAGGUCUUACGAAGUUUGCGGAUCUCACUAACGAUGAGUAUAGAUCCAUAUACCUUGGAGCUAAGAUGCAGAAGAACAGAGAGAGAAGGGCCAGCACACGCUAUGAGGCGCGUGUCGGUGACGCGCUGCCGGAGAGCGUUGACUGGAGGAAGGAAGGUGCCGUGGUUGAGGUCAAAGAUCAGGGAAGCUGUGGUAGUUGUUGGGCGUUUUCAACCAUCGGAGCAGUGGAAGGCAUAAACAAGAUUGUAACCGGAGACUUAAUAUCCUUGUCUGAACAAGAAUUGGUCGAUUGUGACACCUCAUACAAUGAAGGUUGUAACGGAGGUCUCAUGGACUAUGCAUUUGAGUUUAUCAUCAACAAUGGUGGAAUUGAUUCAGAGGAAGAUUAUCCUUACAAGGGAGUUGAUGGACGUUGUGACCAGAACAGAAAAAACGCUAAAGUUGUCACAAUCGAUUCAUACGAGGAUGCACCCACUUACAGCGAAGAAUCCUUGAAGAAAGCACUUUCUAACCAACCCAUUAGCGUCGCGAUUGAGGGUGGUGGUCGUGCGUUCCAGCUCUAUGAUUCGGGUAUAUUCGAUGGAGUAUGUGGAACACAACUAGACCAUGGAGUUGUGGCGGUCGGAUACGGAACUGAGAACGGCAAGGACUAUUGGAUCGUAAGAAACUCAUGGGGAACAAGCUGGGGAGAGAGUGGAUACAUAAGGAUGGAGCGUAACAUUAAGGAUUCAUCGGGAAAAUGUGGAAUUGCAAUCGAACCUUCGUACCCGAUCAAGAAUGGCCAAAACCCGCCAAACCCAGGACCUUCACCACCAUCUCCCAUCAAGCCACCAACCCAAUGUGACAGUUACUACACUUGUCCUGAGAGCAACACUUGUUGUUGUCUCUUUGAGUAUGGAAAGUAUUGCUUUGCUUGGGGAUGUUGCCCACUAGAAGCAGCCACGUGCUGUGAUGACAACUAUAGCUGUUGCCCGCACGAGUACCCGGUUUGUGACCUUGAUCAAGGAACUUGUUUAAUGAGCAAGAACAGUCCGUUUAGUGUUAAGGCCUUAAAGCGCAAACCGGCAACGCCAUUCUGGUCAAAGAGCAGGAAGAACAUUGCGUAAAGAGAAGAUGGACACACUGAACAUUUGUUUCUUCAGAGAGGAAUCUUUGACUCACAUGAGCAGAGAGAUCUCUGAAGGAAUUUAUCUGAUGCUUUUUUAAUGUUGUUGUUUAUUUCAUAACCAGAUACAUAAAAAUGCAGCUGUUUGGGUUUCAUGUAUAUAUAAAGAACCCUAAGCUUCUUCCAGUUUCUUUAGUUGGGUUUCAUUGAUACAGUAAAUUUAUUGUUAAUUUAAAAGGUUAAUAUUUAUGGCUGUGAGGUGAAUACUUUUCCUCACUUAAAUUUCAAA
Eutrema salsugineum is the source of this 1740-nucleotide messenger RNA. RefSeq names its product cysteine proteinase RD21A. The record is from RefSeq and is a predicted model, not a curated record. Gene Ontology annotation, cellular component: lysosome. Gene Ontology annotation, molecular function: cysteine-type endopeptidase activity. Bases 73 to 1452 code for a protein of 459 amino acids. The transcript has 5 exons. NCBI's taxonomy places the organism in Eukaryota, Viridiplantae, Streptophyta, Magnoliopsida, Brassicales, Brassicaceae.